AUGGUGAAGACGGCUUCUGUAGACGGUAACGGGUUGAAAAAAGGCGCGUGGAGCGAAGAAGAAGAUGAAAAGCUGAGGGCUUAUAUUCAGAGGUAUGGCCAUUGGAAUUGGAGAUUGCUGCCCAAGUUUGCUGGUUUGUCAAGGUGUGGAAAAAGUUGCAGGCUAAGAUGGGUCAAUUAUUUGAAGCCUGGGGUCAAAAGGGGAAAUUUCACCAAGGAAGAAGAAGAUAUGAUCAUUGAAUUGCAUUCCCAACUUGGAAAUAAGUGGUCAGCCAUUGCAGCAAAACUUCCGGGAAGAACCGACAACGAAAUCAAGAACUUCUGGCACACGCGUGUUGGGAAAAGCCGGAGACAAAGUCCAUUGCCCGCCGAUACUAAUAAUACGACUGAAAUUUCUGAAGAUCGAGAGUUAAAUCAUGAAGAGGAGUACACUUAUCACGAGACGGGUCAAAAUGAAUCCACUUCCUUAGACAGGUCUGGUUCGUUCAUGGAGCCCGGCCCGGUUGAUUCGUGGCCCGAUUCAUUUCCGACCAACGCCACUGCAGCUUACGGGCAGAAUGAUUUCUACCCGUCACUGCCCGAAGAUGAUUUUUUCUAUUCGGGGUUUGGUUACGGUGAUCAUUUGUCGAGCACGGGCGACUCUUAUUAUUCGAACGAUCAACCAUGUUUUUGUGGCGAACCUUUUGCAUCAACUUCGCAAUGUCAAACUAGUUAUGUUCCACAAGAGGAAGUUGGAGGAGUUUAUGAUCCUUUAUUUGAGGACUUUGAUCAUGGGAUCAAUUUGUUUAAUUAG
Molecule: messenger RNA, 792 nt
Organism: Striga hermonthica
Lineage: Eukaryota; Viridiplantae; Streptophyta; Magnoliopsida; Lamiales; Orobanchaceae
Source: the annotation of a GenBank genome assembly